This is a messenger RNA of Setaria italica (foxtail millet), 1364 nucleotides long. RefSeq names its product CRC domain-containing protein TSO1. The record is from RefSeq and is a predicted model, not a curated record. Bases 57 to 1139 code for a protein of 360 amino acids. NCBI's taxonomy places the organism in Eukaryota, Viridiplantae, Streptophyta, Magnoliopsida, Poales, Poaceae. Gene Ontology annotation, molecular function: DNA-binding transcription factor activity. The transcript has 6 exons.
CUUCUCAGACGGACCCGUGUGUGAGCGUGCCCUUCCCCGCCCCCUCUCGUACUCCCAUGGAGGCCACCCCGAUCUCCGUGAAGCCGCCGUCGCCGGCGCCGGCGGCGCCACCCCCCGCGGCUCUGGAGACCAGGGACUUGCCGACGCAUGCCGUUGCGACGACCGAGGUGGAGCCGAGCAGCAUGAACCAGCUCGCAGUCGCAGUCACUCCGGACCCCAAGCGGCAGAAGGUGGAGGAAACCGCGGAUGGGAACGGGUGCAAGCAUUGCGCCUGUAAGAAGUCCAGAUGCUUGAAGCUCUAUUGCCCAUGUUUUGCUGGAGGUGGCUAUUGUUCUGAAAAGUGUGGAUGCCAACCAUGUUUCAACAAAGAUGCAUAUGCAGAAACAGUUCAGACUACGCGCAAGGUGUUACUUUCAAGGCAGAAGCGUAUGUCAAUGAAAAUUAAUAGGAGAUCUGAGGCAAAUGCUGAAGCUAUGGAAGAUGCUCACCAUUCUUCUUCUUCAACUCCACCAAGGCGAGGUUGCAACUGCAAGAAAUCAAGUUGCCUAAAGAAAUACUGCGAUUGCUAUCAGGACGGGACUGGGUGCUCCUUGUUUUGCCGCUGUGAUGAUUGCCAGAAUCCUUUUGGGAAAAAUGAAGGCAUAAUGGCUGAAGAUAGUAAGCGCUAUCUAUACACCGGUGCAGAUUUGGAUCACAGCGAGGGUGAACAUGAGUUUGUUGUGGAGCGUUCACCUCGUCUGCAAUCACCUAUCUCAAAGGAGUCUUCUUUCCACCAAACUCCGCCUCAUCUGAGAGCCUCAAGCAGAGAUGUGCAUGUGUUCCCACAGGCUGUGUUGCAGUGGCAGGCACCGCCCCGGUCAUGGCACUGUUCCAACAAGAGGAACAGCAACGACCGGGCGAUGGACGACUCUGCAAACUACAAGAAUUCACACAAUGACUGGCUGCUACCGAAGCCUGAAGACAGCUACAGCAUAUCGAAAUGUGUUCAGAUCCUGAACGGCAUGGUGGAGUUGUCGCAGGUGGAGAAGUCGGUCGCCCCCGACGUCUUCCUGCUGCCUGGCAACCGGGAGAUAUUCAUCUCGCUCGGCGGCGACGUGCGGGCCCUGUGGCUGAAGCGCAAGAUCCAGCACUUGACUUAGGGUAUGGUUCACCAUCGUUCUGAGCAGAGAUUGGAGGGAGCAUUCGAGUUAUCCUUUAGAUUAUGCAUGCCCUGCUGGUCGUGGGUGUGCGCAGGAUUUUAGGCUUUUUUUUUCGCCCCUGUAUACUGAGUGUAUUCCCGGAUUUGCAUCAUGUAUUGCAUUUGUAGAGAUAGCCGCUUCGCACCUGGUAAACCGUUAUAAUAAAAUGAGAUUAUUCACCAAGAA